Mizuhopecten yessoensis (Yesso scallop) is the source of this 3612-nucleotide messenger RNA. Its product is annotated as acyl-CoA:lysophosphatidylglycerol acyltransferase 1-like. The record is from RefSeq and is a predicted model, not a curated record. Lineage: Eukaryota; Metazoa; Mollusca; Bivalvia; Pectinida; Pectinidae. Gene Ontology annotation, cellular component: endomembrane system. Gene Ontology annotation, molecular function: acyltransferase activity. The transcript is spliced from 6 exons. The coding region runs from base 214 to 1350 and encodes 378 amino acids.
UGCAUCACAGAUCAAUUACAAAAUGCAAUGAUUGUGAGUUAAAUACUGUUUAUUCACUUAUCAUGUUAUCGACGUUAGACAGUAAAACCGAAGGAGACCGUUCAAGGGCGACCACUCUCUGGAUAGAGUGUCUCAUGUAAGGAUUGCUCAUCGAAGCGGACAGCGAUAAUACACCCACCUAGCCACAUCGAGUAGAGGUUUUAGUCUGCGACGAUGGACUUGCCUCUCCCCCUCCGCCUGUUGCGUUACACACUGCGGAUUGCCUAUGUCAUAGUUACCAACUUUAUGGCAAUCCCGGCCUACAUCACCUGGAUGAUUCUCCUGUACCCUGUAAAGUGCCUAGCACCAAACAUCUUCUGGACCAUAGAACCCAUUCUGUUUAAAGGACUGCUGGCUUUCGUAACAUUCUGGAUCAGCUCUGGCGGCUACAGAAUGAUAGAGUCAGGGGACCAGCUGGAUGGAAUACUAGACGCAAAGACCAUUCUGCUGGUGAAUCACCAGUCCACCUCGGACGUCCCCGUCGUCAUGUCGAGCUUUCAACCCAAAGGCCUUGCCACAGGACACAUGAUGUGGAUUAUGGACUAUGUUUUUAAAUUUACAAAUUUUGGUUGGAUUUCUCAUUUCCAUGGAGACUUCUUUAUACAACAGGGUAAAGUAGGUCGCGAGGAACAACUUUCACUCCUAGGAAAUCAUCUGAAGACAAUAUUUAAAAAAUCUCUUCAAAAAUGGAUCAUUUUAUACCCUGAAGGAGGAUUUUUGAGGAAAAGACGCAAGAGAAGUCAAGCCUUCGCCAAAAAGUAUGACUAUCCAGUGUUACAACAUGUGACGUUGCCAAGACUUGGGGCGAUACAGGUCGUCAUCAACACAUUGUGUGAAAACAAUCAUCCUGCUGCUGAAGAAACAGAACCUGAAGUGAACCAUCAGUCAAAAUCGACAGGGAUUAAAUGGAUUGUAGAUAUGACGAUAGGCUACCCCGGGGCCGAGCCGCUCGACCUCCAUGGAAUGUGUAUAGGUUACUGGGCACCACGCGACAUCUCUGUACAUUACCGCAUCUAUCCCAUAAAGGAGGUACCCACUCACAACACACAACUCUUCACAUGCUGGCUCUAUGACCGCUACCACGAAAAAGAUCAGUUCCUUGAGGAGUUCUACACAAAUAGUGUCAAUUUUGAAGAAACUGACAAAGAAAAUAGAAAGUUUCCACGCAUGGAGAGACGUAGUGUUGAUAUUGAUCCAAUCAGCCUGAUAUUUUUCCACUUUUUCUAUGCAACCUCCACAUACAUUUUCUGGUGUAACCUGUACUCGCCAAUACUAAGUUUAGUGUCUUGGUGCCUAGCCUUUGUGUUCUAACCACUGGUCAGGUGGUAUAGGUAGUUAGCAUAGCUUUGCAUUUAUUCAUCAUACAAGAAAAGUAUUUUACAAAAUUAUCAUUGACAUUUGUUUCUGUAUAUCAAAUACAUGUCAUAUUUUCUUGUCACUGUUUUUAAAACUACAUAUUUUUCGUUUCUUUUAUGCUCACUGCAACAAAGAUAGGGAGUGCAUACUGGAAUCAGAGUGUCUGUCUGUCCGUUUGUCUGUACACAUAAGUUUAUCAGGACAGCUUCUGCUAAAGUAAACAUAGACUUCAAUAAAACUUUGUCCAAUUCAACAGUUUGCAGUAGCUAUUACAAGCAAAAGUUAACAUGAAGAGAUGUGGGGGUGAUAUAACCUAACAUUCUAGUUUUGUUUUCAUUGCAAUUUCUUUAAACUUGAAAUUGUGUUACUCUUGUUGUUGAAAGUUGUUAUUUUUAAAGCUCUUUUGUUCUUUAUAUGAAAACGAAAUCACUGGAGCAUGUGUGCACCAGUGUAGUCAUGGGGUCAGUCAUCUUGAUAAAAAACCUCGGGAGACAGAUCACAUUUGUACUGAACACUGAGAGACAAACUGUAUCAUGUAUCUAAGGGGAGAUAAUUCACCAUACAGUUAGAUUUUCACCUUGCCAGGAGGGAAUACUAUUAGUAUCACUUUGGAAAGGCAUGAAAUCAAAAUGAGGUAUUAUUGUGUUUUACUGUAGGCUGUAAUAGUUACAGUGUGUAGUGUGUGUGUGUUUUACUUAGUCAGUAUGAGUGCAAUAAAGAAUUAUUUUGUUCCACUUGCCCAAAAGCUUUACAUUCAAAUUCAGUUUAUUAAAGUAUGUAAUAGAUUUUAGAGCCAAAGACAGAAAAUCUAGUCAUCUUAUUCAAUAGCUUAAAAUAAAUAGCUUAAAUAUUAGUUGACUGUGUGCACCUGUAGAGUGUUUGCCCUCUGAACUUUCAACAAGAAAUGCCUCUGUUGCAUGUAUUGACAAAUAUUAUAUUUACCUGCUAACUUGUGGAACUGUACAUCACUUAGUUGUGUUGUAUUCCACGUUGAUCUGGAGCAAUAUUCUUAUUGUGUUGGAUAUGCAGCUUUCAGAUUAAGUCAAGUAUCAUUGGAGGGAAUAAAUAUGUUUACAUUCUUUCCACCAAUUAUCACUUUUUCCACAGUUCACCCAAAUUUGUACGUGAAUAUCUCCUUGGAUAGUGAGGUGUCAGCACUGUUGGGUAUCAUGCUCCACUACAGUGUUGUGGCCCUUUGUUCACUGUCACAUUGUCAAGGACAUACCAUUUAUAUUUUACUUAUAUUUUGUCAAUCUCUUACACUCACCUGAUUUUGUAUUUGAGUACCCCUCGGAAUGGUGGAGUACUGUUUACUGAAAUCGGGCCUCGUGCCCCCACUAUACACAGUGUUAUAGCCAUUUAUUUUUGUUUGAUAUCAAAGUUUGUCUAAUGGUGGGGUACCAUGAAUUACAUGCAAUACUUUGCUUUAUUCCAUUUGAAGUGUUUCUUGAUCAGCUAUGUUGUGCUAAACCGAUGUUAUGUUUACAGCAGGAUGUAUAAAGUAAGCUAUACCGGUACAUGGCUUACAUUUGGUGUGAACAAAGUUACAGCCAGUAUCUCUGGCAUUGUUAGACUUUCAUCCAAACAAACAAAAAUGUCUAGCCUCUGUAGAUAUCUAUAAUUUAUUUCAACUUUGAAGCUCAUUUGACCUCAUGAUCUUGAAAGUGGGUCAAGGUUAUAUAUUUGAACAAACUUUUUGAUGGACUUUAUACCAACAUGCCAAAUAACUUAACUGUAAAUUAAGAAGAUGUCAAAAACAUGCAAAUCAAAUAUGUAAUGGUAGAGACCAUAAUAACCGUCCUCUCAGCACCUGCCAUUGAUACUCUGUGAGCGCAAGAAGUGAGAGGUAACAUAAAGAAUCAAUAUGACUUAUAAUGCAGUGUACAUGAAUUAGAUUUAACAGGUCUUGUAUUUUAGCUAUUAUAUUUUUGUUUUUAGCUCAAUUGUCGAUACUGCUUGUGGUAAUUGAAUAUCAUGUGGGUUUCCAUAACAACUCCAUAUUCCAUUGUUGCAGAUGUGUAAUAGGGACCAAACCUAGCUACAUUGACCCGUACAUGUUUUGAAGAAUGCCCUUCAUUUUUCUACAUCAGGAUCACCAAAGCAUAAAAUAAAAGAAUAUGAAAGUCUGUCACUAGCCCUAUCACCACUAUAGACCAUAAUGGACUCAUCCAGAUCAAUGCAUGGUAGAGUCUACUAAAGUUACAUAGGGGUGAAAGG